Molecule: messenger RNA, 2158 nt
Organism: Labeo rohita (rohu)
Lineage: Eukaryota; Metazoa; Chordata; Actinopteri; Cypriniformes; Cyprinidae
Exons: 13
Biological process (GO): positive regulation of T cell proliferation; immune response; cell surface receptor signaling pathway
Cellular component (GO): external side of plasma membrane
Source: RefSeq, a predicted model, not a curated record
GAUUCACUGUGGAACAUUUUCAUCACACACCGGUUCAUCUGGGAGCUUCAAUGGUUUUGCCCUGUUAUAACGAUAAACCCUCUAGAAUGAAGCGUCUGAAGGUGGAAUGGAGAAAAAAAGACUUAAAGGAUCUGGUUCAUCUGUAUCAAGGUGGUCAGAGUCGAACAGAUGAACAACACCAGGAUUAUCAAGAUAGAGCUCAUUUCUUUACUGAGCACUUUAAAGAUGGAAACUUCUCCCUCCGUCUGGACAAACUGAGAUCUGAAGAUGAGGGACAGUACACAUGUACAGUUCACAGCAGGGGUCGCAAGCAGUUUUCAGCCAAGAUAAAUGUGGUACUAAGGCUACUAGACACAGUCUUCCGUCUUCAGAUGUUUCUUGUUUUCUGUCCAAAUGUUCUGAUGUUUCUUGCGUUUGUCGUUUGGGGUGUUUCUGAAGGGUCUCUGUUUGAGACGGUCUCUUGUUGUGCUCUUUAUUUUCUGAGGCCUCUCAUGUUGCUCUGGACGGCUCCGUAUGUGAAUGACUUCACAGACAAGAUUAAAACAUGGAUUGAUACUUACAGUUUUAGGACAGAAUACGUUGUUUUUUCAGCUGUUUUUUAUUCAGUGUUAGAUAAAAUAAUUGGGAAAUUAAGUCAGCGGAUCAGUACUAUAUUCGGUGUUCUGGCUGGCAUAAGCUUAGAUGUUCUGCCUUCACUACAAUUCAUCCUUCUGUUUUAUGCCUUUGGAUCUGCCAGAGGAGGAUUCAUCAUUGUUGCAGUUUUACCAGUGAUUCUCACAAUCACCAGAUACAACUGGGAUCGUACAUGUGGUCAUCGGAUGGGCUGUUCACCUGCUGUCAGGAGAUCAGUGUAUUUAACGGUCUUGAUACUGGUCAGCGCUGUCAUGGUCUAUUUCUACAACUCAGCUCUGGAAAAUGAAAAGGAUCGUGUUGGAUGGGCCUGUAUGAUUGCGUUUCUUCAGUUUCUCUGGACACUGAUCAACUUCACACGCUCAUUUCGGUCAUCAUGGGCUCUUCUCCGUGUUGUUCCUGUGUAUGUGUUUGGAUCAGUUGGUGUUGUUUUACUGAACUCUGUUGCUCUGAUGACUGAACUGAUCCACAAAACAGUUAAUGGUGAAGGUGUGACAGGAGACAUGAGGAUCAUCGUCUUCUCCUCUGAAUUCAUCUUCACUUUAUUUCUGAUGAUUUUAAUGGUUUUUCAACCAUGGAUCAAACCAUGUCUGCAGUCAUGUCAGAAGGCAAUGAAGUCUCUUCAAACUAGAGCUGCUGGAUCACAGAAUCAGGAAUCUCAGAAUGCAGCAGCAGCAGCUUCUGAUGAAACUCCAGCCAGUGGAUCAAACCAGAACCAGAACCUGAACACAACAGAAUCUCAGGAGAUGAAUCCUCUACUGGACAAACAAAACCAGGAGAACGGCAGGAGCGACACAACAGAGGAAAAUCAGCCGGAUUCAGUGGUUACACAAUUAUAAAAAAAACACUCUUGAGAAGCUUCUGACUGUGAUUUAAGAGAAGAGUUCAGUUUCAUUCUUCAUUUGUUAUUGAGGCCGUUAUUUAAUGCAUGUUUGCUUAGUUUUGUAAAUCAGUGUUAAUUUCGUUGACGAAGACUAUGACGAAAAAUAUUCGUCAACGAACAUUUUUUACAGACUAAACAAAACAAAACUAAAUAAACAAACAAAACUAAAUAAAAAGACAGAUAUGAUGACGAAGACGAUGACGAAAUUUAACUGACACUUCAGUCAACGAAUAAAAACGAGAGGAAAAUGUUGGGGCGGGACAAAUGGAGAAGAGAUCCAAUAAGAACUACCCUUUUGUGGGGAAAUCCAAUCAGAGCGAAUCUUUUGAGGGCAGGUUGAUCUUGGCAAAGCCAUUUUCAAAAGCCGCGGUUUUGAAGUUAUGAGGACGUUUGUUAUACAUUAUAUUUAGUUAUACAUUAUACUUGGUUGCACAGUCUUGGUUACAAAGCUUUGGUUAAUUUAAGUUGACUUUUCUCGUUAGCAACACGCUAACGUUUUGUGCACGCGGUCCGAGGGCAGCGGUAUGUCUCAUGAACAGACAGACAGACAGAAAUGUCAGAGCUUGCUCUAGAAUGUCAUAUGCGUUUCAUAUAAUUCAGGGACAAUGCGUAUCUUUUUCAGGGAGCAUGUAUAUUGUUCAGGGA